AUGGCUGAGGAGCUCGAAUCUAGCGCAUUUCGCGACGGACCCGUGGUGCGUAUGAUGGUGCUCGAGACGGACGAGUCGCACCCGGAAACCAAGUCUCGCCGUGGCACCUUUGGCGAGAUCCUCCACCACCACUUCCUCGAUGCCGGCAACGCUCAUGACCCCCCUCUGGGCAUCGAAACCGACACCCGAUACGUCAUCUCGGAGAAGGCUGGGUCGAUGCCCAAGUUCCAAGAUUUCAAGAACUGUCACGCGCUCUUGAUCACCGGCACCACGUACAGCGCCGGCGGCAACGACCCCUGGAUCUUAGAGCUGCUCGCUCUCCUGAAAGCUAACAUAGCCUCGGAGCUCUGGCUGCACCACCCACGGAUGUGCUUCUCGGGCAUCGGCACGCGACAUAUCAAGCACUACCACGAGAACAAUUCCACUGUUCAUCCUACCCGCAAGAGAUCGGUGGCAUCCGAGCUGAUUCUCAAUUAUGAGAACCUCCACACCGACUGA
This is a messenger RNA of Thermothelomyces thermophilus ATCC 42464, 498 nucleotides long. RefSeq lists its product as uncharacterized. The transcript is spliced from 3 exons. NCBI's taxonomy places the organism in Eukaryota, Fungi, Ascomycota, Sordariomycetes, Sordariales, Chaetomiaceae. The record is from RefSeq and is a predicted model, not a curated record. The coding region runs from base 1 to 498 and encodes 165 amino acids.